This is a messenger RNA of Contarinia nasturtii (swede midge), 776 nucleotides long. RefSeq lists its product as uncharacterized. Bases 19 to 621 code for a protein of 200 amino acids. The record is from RefSeq and is a predicted model, not a curated record. The transcript is spliced from 2 exons. NCBI's taxonomy places the organism in Eukaryota, Metazoa, Arthropoda, Insecta, Diptera, Cecidomyiidae.
ACAAGUGAUAAAGUUGCCAUGCGGGUAACGAACAACAAACCGUCUUGGAUUUGGAUUGGUGCUGGAGAAAUGGCACCAAAUCGGCCAUGGGGCAUAAAGAAGCGGAAAAGAUGCCCAGGAACGCGUAAAUUGGCGACCAGCUUCAAGAAACAAGAGCACACAAAGGUCAGUUUUCAAGAUGAAUGGGGUACAUCAAUAACGUGUGCCAAUUGUCACGAGCGAUUUCCAAGAGAAACCAAAAAUCAUCGAUUCAAAAUUUGUCGAAAUUGCAUACCAAAACCGAUUGUUGGACUACCACCGAUAAUUGUGACGAAUUUGAGCAGACAAGAGCUUAAGAAAGAGCGAAUUGUAGAGAGAGCAAUCAAUCCAGAUCGUGAGAACAUCGAGCGUUUAGUGCCAAAGAUAAAAGUUAUCUUCAAAACUUGGUCAUUAACUCGAGAAUACCAUGAAUUGGGUGAUGCUGAACCAGAAGACAUGAUUGAGCACGUAGUCAUUUGGCACCGUGACAUUGUUGCCGCAAAGAAUAUUUUAUUCAAAGGAAUGUGUCGUCUUUUUGGCAUACCAUUGCCCGAUUCGUUGAAGAGACCUGACAAUCCACACCAUGCGAACAAUGUCAACUGAUAGCAGCAUAAAAUCAACAAUAAUCAUAAGAAGAAUAUUUUAACAAUUUUGUUAGUUACUAGGCGUGAAUAGUUUAAAUCCAAGGAUUUCUAUUGUACCCUUGACCGCAGUACGGGUCCCUAUUUAGGGCUGUGCGGAAUAUAAAAGAACCCGUA